CUUCUCCCAUACACCUCUUUGAUACACCUCACUCACAACUUCGAUACCAUGGAUGAUCCUCGGGCUCUUAUUCAACAGGCCGAGAAGCUCGUGUCUAAGGGCAGCGGCGGCUGGAGCCUGUUUGGCGGCUCGGACGAGAAGUUCUGGGAUGCUGCCCGAUUAUUCAAGGAGGCAGCUCAGGCAUACCAGAUGAAGGGAGAGAAUAUCCUAGCCGGCAAGACACACGAAAGAGCGGCCGAAGUACGAGAGAAGAACCUCAAGGAACUCACCGAUGCUGCCGACAGCUACGUCAAUGCCUCUGACGCCUACCGAAAAGAAGAUCCCGAUGCGGCGAUCCGAUGCCGAGAAAAGGCCUUUGCCUUGAUCCAGCAGUCCACCAGCGAGAACAAGGCGAAUAGAUUGUCGAGAAUCAAAGAAAAUCUCGGUCAGAUUUACGAGGUUGAGAAAGAUGACAAGAAGAAGGCGCGCGAGGCCUACAAGGAGGCUGCUGACCGCAUACGCCCGGAGAGAGAGCUGAAUGCCAACAAGCUAUUAACCCAAUAUGCCGACCUCGCCGCUCUGGACGAGGAUUACUACGCCGCCAUCGAAUCCUACGACUCCAUCAUCAAGACCAUGCUCGGCAACGGCUCCAUGAAAUGGAGUCUCUCGACUUACUGCUUCAAGGCAUGCAUCUGCCAUCUGGCUACCGGCGACAUGGUCGGCACCCGCCGUGCCCUCGAGUCCUACCAGCAAAAGGAUGGCGAAUUCUCCUCCCAGUACAAGUACAAGCUGAUCGCCGACCUGUGCGACGCCAUUGACGAACACAGCCAGGAUAAGUUCACUGAGCUGCUGUUCCAGUUUGAUCGCACGAGCAGGCUGGAGCCCUGGAUGACCGCCAUUCUGGUCAAGGUCAAGAAUUCGAUUGAGGCUCCAGAUGAUGAGUUUGCGUAAAGAACAGAAAGAUAAAAUAAAUGCAAACGGAAAGGGAUUGGGGGUCGAUGGAAUACAAGAGGAUGAUGUGCUACUGAGUGAAAUUAGGAUGCAAAGGGGUCUAUUUCUUUUCUUGGGCACUGUCUGGUUCAUCGGAAUGUAAACGUUGUUGCUGUUUUGUCAGCCGUCAGGCAAAUGAGAGUGUUACAGUGUUACACAUGCUAGGGUGGUUGAUUAUUGGCAUAUUCUUCAUCACGUCGGCUUCGAAAUGAAAACAGGCUUCACUUGGCGGCGUGUUUCAAUGUAGGUCACUACACAUAGGCCAAGCAGUCGGGCUCAUCACUUUUCGAAAGACUAUUCCAUAUCCAUAUCAUAUAUUCAUAUCUUGAUUCGUAACGGCUAAAAUUAAUAUACACGCUGUAACGCAUAAUUGUGGUAGGUAUCCCUCCCCAGUGGCUGCUUCAUAUAUCCCACUGAUUCUAUUGGCAAUUUUUCAAUCUCCCAUCUGCCAUCUUCAAUCUGUAAUCCCAGUCCAUCCACUUAUUAUGACUGCCAGGUAUCCUCCUUAACCACCUGGGUAACACAGGCCACCGCAGGAACAGUGUAGGUGUGGUUGGGGUCACUCUCCCAGGUCACGGAGCCAUCCGAGCCCACGUUGAUGUACUUGUACUGGACGACUUCUCCGGCCGCGAGGUUAAUCGAUCCAAGCCACAGAGGAUGGUUAGAAGCGUAGUUGACGGCAUUAAGAGCCACGGCUGCGUUCGUGCUCCAGUUGCCCAGCUCGGGAACGCUGCCAACGACCUUGAUCGUCUGGCCAAACUGCGUCGUGGCAAGCUCGUGGAAAGUGACGGCAACGGAGGUCGGGGUAGCGCAGGGAAUAGGUGUGAAGGGAGUACCAGAAGGAACGCCAGGCUUAGGGGUCUGCGAUGGUGGGAAUGACGUGGCUGUGGGACGCGAGUACGAUCCAACCACAGACGCUCCGGAGCAGGAUGAAGGGACAGUGUUAGCGCCGCUGCUGGCCCACGAUGAGGGAACAAUGCCAGCCCGACGGUCCGCGGCUGUCAGGAAAGAGGCGUACGACCAGGUCAGGU
Messenger RNA from Trichoderma virens Gv29-8, 2000 nucleotides. RefSeq lists its product as uncharacterized. Gene Ontology annotation, cellular component: SNARE complex; vacuolar membrane. Lineage: Eukaryota; Fungi; Ascomycota; Sordariomycetes; Hypocreales; Hypocreaceae. The record is from RefSeq and is a predicted model, not a curated record. Gene Ontology annotation, biological process: intracellular protein transport; SNARE complex disassembly. Gene Ontology annotation, molecular function: syntaxin binding; soluble NSF attachment protein activity. Bases 49 to 930 code for a protein of 293 amino acids. The transcript has 4 exons.